UCAUUGGGCGGCGUGAUCUCGCCGCGGUUCCGCGGCCCUGCCGCCGCCGCCGCCGCCGCUGCUAGCAGAGCGCACCGGGCGGGCCGGGCGAGUGGCCAUGGCGGGCGCCGAGGACGGGCCGGGUCAGCAGCCGGAGCUCGACGAGGAUGAGGCGGCGUAUUGCCGGCGCUGGGGCGCGCAGCACGCCGGGGCCCGCGAACUGGCCGCGCUCUAUUCUCCAGGCAAGCGCUUCCAGGAGUGGUGCUGCGUGGUCCUGUGCUUCAGCCUCAUCGCCCACAACUUGGUCCACCUGCUGCUGCUGGCCCGCUUGGAGCACACGCCCCUCGUCAUGCUGGGUGUCGUUGCAGGAGCUCUCAUUGCUGACUUCUUGUCUGGCCUGGUGCACUGGGGAGCUGACACUUGGGGCUCUGUGGAGCUGCCCAUCGUGGGGAAGGCUUUCAUUCGACCCUUCCGAGAGCAUCACAUCGACCCCACAGCCAUCACCCGACACGACUUCAUCGAGACCAACGGCGACAACUGCCUGGUGACCCUGCUGCCCCUGCUGAACAUGGCCUACAAGUUCCGCACCCAGAGCCCCGAAGCCCUGGAGCCGCAGUACCCCUGGGAGUGCUUCGUCUUCUGCCUGAUCAUCUUCGGCACCUUCACCAACCAGAUCCACAAGUGGUCCCACACGUACUUUGGGCUGCCACGCUGGGUCACCCUCCUGCAGGACUGGCAUAUCAUCCUGCCACGCAAACACCACCGCAUCCACCAUGUCUCCCCCCAUGAGACCUACUUCUGCAUCACCACAGGUUGGCUCAACUACCCUCUGGAGAAGAUAGGCUUCUGGCGACGCUUGGAGGACCUCAUCCAGGGCCUGACCGGCGAGAAGCCUCGGGCAGAUGACAUGAAAUGGGCCCAGAAGAUCAAAUAGCUCCUCCGAGCCUGCCACCUUAUUGCCAACCUUCCCCAGCCCCCCCAAACCGAAGCCAUCUGCCAAACUCCAGCCUCCUCGUGCUGACCCCUCCAGAUGGAGAGGACGCCUCCUGGGCUGGGCCCGGGCACCCCCCAGCCCACCCCUUGUGACACAGAAUACUUGAGCCACUGAUUUUUCAUUUCCUUUUUUUUUUUUUUUUCAUUUUCUUUCCUGGGCCCCUCCCCAGCCACCUGAGCUGCUCUGUCUCCAAGCCUGCCUCUGCAGAAAAAGGAGCUCCACCCUGCCAGCCAUUCCUUGGGUAGAGGGGGAGCUCACCCACUCCCUGUCCUCCUCCAGGACCCCCGCCUCACUGGGCGGCCCUUCACCGUGGGUGGCACUGGGGCCAUGGAACUGUCUUCUCUGUCUUGUUUGCCCCAGCGGUCUAGGAGCUGCCCCAGGCACCACCUUCGGCCUGGCCUGUCCACCCAAGGAUGGCCCAAGUGCAGCAAGCGUCUGAGGGCAGCCAGCCAGAAGAGGCAGGAAUCCCCUGCCCAAGCCUGGACCUCCUCCCCCUGUCCCCUCCCCAGCUGCCCAUGGGAUUGCAGCCAGAGCUGAUACUUCUAAUCAGAGGAUGUGUUCACAGAGCGCAGCCCCUGCAAAGGGUCCUGGUCUUUGGGAAGGGGAUACAGAGUCCCCUCUGGCUAGGGGGAUGUCCGAGAAGGAAGGAAGGGGCUUUUUUGUUUUGGUUUGGUUUUUUUUUUUUUUUUUAAAGGUGCUUGCUUGUUUAAUGUAAAUAAUAGAAAGCCUUAAUAUCUUUUCUGUAACACGGAGUAAUAUUUUAAUGUCAUGUUUUGGAUGUACAUAAUAUAUUUAUAACAAAGCAGCAAGAGUCUACUUA
Mustela lutreola (European mink) is the source of this 1793-nucleotide messenger RNA. It is a transcript of the gene PEDS1, whose product is annotated as plasmanylethanolamine desaturase 1. Gene Ontology annotation, biological process: ether lipid biosynthetic process. The transcript is spliced from 6 exons. NCBI's taxonomy places the organism in Eukaryota, Metazoa, Chordata, Mammalia, Carnivora, Mustelidae. The coding region runs from base 98 to 913 and encodes 271 amino acids. Gene Ontology annotation, cellular component: endoplasmic reticulum membrane. The record is from RefSeq and is a predicted model, not a curated record. Gene Ontology annotation, molecular function: plasmanylethanolamine desaturase activity.